AUGGGGUGCGGUGGAUCGAAAGAGGACUCGUCGGCCAAGCUGCGCAACGAGGCGAUCGACGCCCAGUUGAAGAAGGACAGGAUGAUGAUGAGGUACGUCGAUCUUCCUACUGCGUCGGUCAGGGGGACCAGGAACGACUUCGGUCUUUGUUCCGUGGGUUGGCCAAGUGGGUGUACGAGCUGUGGUGGUCGUGUUGCGGUCGAGGUGUUCGUGGCGUGGUCGCCCUGUCGUUCCCUCUCUCGGGCGGGGCAAGGCGCGAUCAGCCUCCCUUGUCUGCGCCGGCUCGCGCUGGCCCACGCGGAGAAUGUGCUCCUCCGUUAUGAAGUGCUCGAAACGCACAGCAGCGCCGCCGCCUCCGCCUGGCACACAUGGAAGACAUCACUUGAAGACUGCGAGACUAUCAGUUGACUGACCUUGCACCCACUCUGUCACCGCCCUCCAGGAAUGAGAUGUGAGUGUUGCCGUCCGCCGCGUGUGCUCAGGCCCCUCCCGGUCGUCGAGCCCGGCGACUGGUUCGGCCCAGCCCUCGAUCUUGGCAGUCGCAAGGGGCUACUCCAGCAGCCCGAACUCGCCCGAAGGCGGCUACGGACGGGUCUUGGGACGGCCAUUCCCGAUUGCUCAACAAACAUUGAGGCCUCUGUACUGACCUGUGAGCGAGUCUUCCGACCCACUAGCAAAAUGCUGCUGCUCGGUGCAGGCGAAUCGGGCAAGUCGACGAUCCUCAAGCAGAUGAAGCUCAUUCACCAGGGAACCUACUCGGACAAGGAGCGGGAGAGUUACAAGGAGAUCAUUUACAGCAACACGGUUCAGUCGAUGCAUGUGAGUAGCACCACGAUCCACGAGUACCACGCUCCACGGAUUCAAGCGUCAUACUCUUCCGGAACCUGCGUUGGCUCCACCAGUUGGAACCGUCGAUCUCCUGAAUCGAUGUCUCGUUGCCAGCCCCCGAGUCCCGAGUCCAAUUAUUUCCAUUUAUAGCGCAUGGUCAUCUGACUCGGAACGAUUUUGCUCGCGUUUCUCUGUUGCACAGGUCAUCUUGGACGCGAUGGCCUCGAUGGGGAUCCCUUUGUCAUCAUCCUCGAGCGCACGGUACUCGGAGGUGAUCAUGACGCAACCGCACCAAAUCGAGGCCGACUACCUCGACACGGGAGUGACAGAGGCCAUUAUGGAGCUGUGGAGGGACGCGGGCGUGCAGGAAUGCUUUGGGAGGAGUCGGGAGUACCAGUUGAACGAUUCGGCUCAAUAGUCAGUCUUCCCACACGCCCCGCGGUUUUCUCUUCGAACGCGUCUGUUCGGAUACUGACUGUGAUGUUUGGGUGUUCAGCUACUUUGAUUCAAUCGCACGAAUAGGGUCGAGAAACUACAUGCCUUCGGACCAAGGUAGGUUCAGGCGCAGGUGCAUGCCCAUCGAAAGAAGAUUGGAACUGACCUUGGAUGAGCGCGCUUGCUUCGAUGCUGUCUCAAGAUGUGCUGCGAUCCCGUGUCAAGACGACAGGUAUUACAGAAACAAACUUUGAGAUUGGAGAGCUCAAGUACCGCAUGUUCGACGUUGGAGGGCAGCGGUCCGAACGGAAAAAGUGGAUCCACUGCUUCGAGAAUGUCACCGCGAUCGUGUUCCUCGUCGCGAUUUCGGAGUACGAUCAGAUGCUCUAUGAAGAUGGUGAGUUUUAGCUGCUGUAGUUUGGCUUGUUGUUCAAGGUACUGACAUCCUGUGGUUAUCGCAGAAUCGAUCAACCGAAUGCAGGAAGCGUUAGUGCUCUUUGACUCGAUCUGCAACUCGCGCUGGUUCGUACGGACAUCUAUCAUCCUCUUCUUGAACAAGGUGGGUUUUCGCUCCUCCUCACUCUCGAGCGACUCCCGAAUCUCGUCAACUAACAAUUCACCCGCUACAAAAUAGAUCGAUCUAUUCCGAGAGAAGCUGCCGCGAUCGCCGAUCGCCAACUUUUUCCCCGACUACACCGGUGGGGCCGACUUGCAAGCUGCGUGCGACUACUUUAGCAGUCGAUUCGUCGGCUUGAACCAGAGCUCCGCAAAACAGAUUUACGUGAGUACACUCUGUCUUGAUCAGUUACCUUGGGUCGGGUGAGCUGACGAGCUUCCACCCAUAUUCACUCGAAACAGACACAUUUCACCUGCGCGACCGACACAAACCAAAUCAAGUUCGUGCUCUCGGCCGUGAACGAUAUCGUCAUCCAAGUCAACCUCCGUGACUGUGGUCUGCUAUAA
Messenger RNA from Microbotryum saponariae, 2226 nucleotides. The record is from the annotation of a GenBank genome assembly. NCBI's taxonomy places the organism in Eukaryota, Fungi, Basidiomycota, Microbotryomycetes, Microbotryales, Microbotryaceae.